Molecule: messenger RNA, 3467 nt
Organism: Electrophorus electricus (electric eel)
Lineage: Eukaryota; Metazoa; Chordata; Actinopteri; Gymnotiformes; Gymnotidae
Source: RefSeq, a predicted model, not a curated record
CGGGCGCACGGCGCGCGACGGAAUCGCUCUUUCUGACACGGCACGUCCGGAUUUGACUUGGGUGGGCUCGGGCGACCGGCGGCUCGAAGUUUCCUGUCGCCCGUUCGGCGCGGACGCGAGAGAGUUGAGUGAUUUUCCCCCUCUCGGAGUUUGGAGUGCUGGAGGUAAAACGGGAGGCGCAGAGAUGCCCCGCCGACUCGGUUUUGCACCGUGAUCCUACCGGAAUGUAAUCGCAUGUGUUCCCGGUCAACAUGCAUAAAAGAGAUUUAGGGUAUUCAGACACUUUGGAGAGUGAUGCUGUUCUCCAGGAGUCGUGAAGUUCACUGUCGCGUGUUUUGCAGCCUCGAAGGACUUAUGUGGCUACCACGCGCGACAUCCUGCUCGGCGAGGACUCCUGUCUGAACUGCUAUUCUAUUAAAAACACACAGAGAGAAAUUACCUCUUUUUUUUUACAAACCAAAAAUGCCUCAGCAUUGCGUUAAUUAUCAAUGGACCUGCUUGGUCGACGGUGACGUGCAUUGAGGACCAGGGCUCCGAGAAAAGUUGCCCGCGCGUGAACACGUGCCCAGGCGAGUGGCCUGUGCUCUGACACUAUGCUAUAGCGCUGGUAUGGGAGUUACAGGCUGAGCGUCACCCCUGCCUGCCGUCCCUGUGUCACGCCGUCGCGCCGGCUGUCCACAUGCAGGCCAAGAAACGUUACCUGCUGGUGUCGGCGGGGGCGUGCGCGUUGCUUCUAGCCUACGCCUGGACCCUGCGCGUGGCCGAGCUCCACACCCGCCUCCCCCAGGGCCCGGUGCUGCCGGCCCCCCCGCCGCUGCGGUCCUACCUGGAGGGGGCGGAGCAUGAGGAGGACGGUCCCCUCCUCUUGCACCAACACACCUCCCCCCGCGAGCGCCGCGACGUCCACCGGAACAUGUACAAGAGCCGACGAUGCCGUAUGGAGACCUGCUUCGACUUCUCCCGCUGCCGCCACGCCUUCCGCGUCUACGUGCACCCGCCGGCGAGGGGCGAGGCCACGUCGGAGGGCUACCGCAAGGUGCUGGCCGCCAUUGAGGAGUCGCGGUACCGCACACGCGACCCGGCCGAAGCCUGCCUCUUCGUGCUCGGCGUAGACACGCUGGACCGGGACCGGCUGUCGCCGCAGUACGUCCCCGAUGCAGGGGGCCGCAUCCGGGCGCUGCCGCUCUGGAACGAGGGGCGCAACCACCUGGUCUUCAACCUCUACUCGGGCACCUGGCCUGACUACGCCGAGGAUCUGGGCUUCGACGCCGGACACGCCAUGCUGGCCAAGGCCAGCGCCGACGCAGGGAACUUCCGACCCGGCUUCGAUGUCUCCAUCCCGCUGUUCCCCAGGGAGCACCCCCUGAAGGGCGGCGGGAGGGGCCGGCUGACGACCAACGACGUGCCGCCCGCCCGGAGGUACCUGCUGGUGUUCAAGGGGAAGCGCUACCUCACCGGCAUCGGCUCAGAGACCCGGAACGCUCUGCACCACGUCCACAAUGGGGACGACGUGAUCCUGCUGACCACCUGCAGGCAUGGAAAGGACUGGGAGAAGCACAAGGACGGCCGCUGCGACCGGGACAACGAGGAAUACGGAAAAUUCGAUUACCAGGAGCUGCUACACAACUCCACUUUCUGUUUAGUGCCGCGUGGCCGGCGUCUUGGGUCCUUCCGUUUUCUAGAAGCCCUGCAGGCGGCGUGUAUUCCUGUAUUACUGAGUAACGGAUGGGAACUGCCCUUCUCUGAGGUGAUAGACUGGAAUAAGGCUGCCAUCAUUGGAGAUGAGAGAUUACUACUGCAGAUUCCCUCCAUCACCAGGUCCGUGGGUGCAGACCGCAUCCUCGCCCUGAGACAGCAGACGCAGUUGCUAUGGGACUCCUAUUUCUCCUCUGUUUCCAAAAUAGUCUUAACCACACUGGAGAUCAUUCAGGACAGGAUACACACACACAUGUCGAGAAGCAAGUUGAUGUGGAACACGCUGCCCGGUGGACUUUACGCACUGCCACAGUUCUCCACAGAGCCCACACUCUUCCCCUUCUACUACGGACUCCUGGGUAUAGCUCCACAGCAGGGUUUCACAGCUGUUAUUCAGGCUGUCACGUCUCUUCAGUCUCCACUCCAACCAAUCCUUAAACUCAUCAUCGCCGUGGCCAAGUCCAAGUUCUGUGCACAGAUCGUGGUGCUGUGGAACUGUGACAAGGCUUCUCCGCAUCAGAGCAAGUGGCCGUCUGUCCCUGUGCCCUUCACUGUCGUCGAGGGCCGGCGGAAGACGAUGAGCGGGCGAUUUUUCCCACACGAUGUCAUCAGGACCGACGCGGUGCUCAGCCUGGAUGAGGAUUCCGUCCUUUCCACCAAUGAGGUUGACUUCGCCUUUAUUGUAUGGCGCAGUUUCCCCGAGCGCGUGGUCGGGUACCCCGCACGCAGCCAUUACUGGGACGCAGGGAAGGAGAGGUGGGGUUACACGUCGAAAUGGACCAAUGAGUACUCGAUGGUCCUGACGGGCGCCGCCUUCUACCACAGGUACGGAACCCCUGUACACACGCACUACCUGCCUGCUGGACUCCUCGCCAUGGUUGAUGAGCUCGCCAACUGCGAGGAUAUUCUAAUGAACUUCCUCGUCUCCGCGGUAACCAAGCUCCCGCCGAUCAAAGUCACACAGAAGAAACAGUACAAGGAGACUAUGAUGCAACAGGGCUCGAAGUCGUCCCGGUGGGCGGACCCGGACCACUUCGCCCAGAGGCAGUCCUGCACCAACGCCUUCACCGAUUGGUUCGGCUUCAUGCCGCUCGUGCGCUCCCAGCUCCGCCUCGACCCCGUGCUGUUCAAGGACCAGGUGUCCAUCCUCCGCAAGAAGUACCGGGACAUCGAGCGACUAUAGGGAACGGGCCACGGCGUCUCUGCCCUUAGUCCCUUAGGCCACGCCCCCCCCCCACACACACACACUCACACACACACCAUCGCCAACGAACACGAGACACAUCUCGCUCGCUGCAGCCGGGCCUGGCUGACAUUACAACCGCGACGCAGCGCGGUGAAAAACGGAAAUAUGCAACUCUGGCCUUUCUCGUGCGGGGACGACGGAGGAAGGGGGGCGGGGUUACCGGCAGAGGCGUGGCCUCUCGCCAAUGCCUGCAAUAUGUAUGGGUUCAUUUUUCUUUUUUUUUUGUACAAGUACCUUUUUUUAAAAGCAGCAUAAAGUCCAAAUAAAGUCACCGAAUGCUAAUGACGAGAUUCAGUGUGAUCAUCUAAAGGUCAUCUAAAGUCAUGUACAGUCAAUUUCCAAAAGAUUUUUCUUGGUAGGCUAAAUGAAUGAAUUGUCUUUGGUGCUUGGCAAUGACAAGUUAUUGAAAUGUAUCCUGUUUGCCUUGUAGCUUUAUCUGGAGAAUCUUCUCGGACGCAUCCUGGCACGAAUGUGCGUGCAUCUUAUUUAUGGCCAGUUCAUAGCUGCAUAGUUGCGUGCUUUGAGA